This is a messenger RNA of Homalodisca vitripennis (glassy-winged sharpshooter), 810 nucleotides long. RefSeq names its product 39S ribosomal protein L11, mitochondrial (gene mRpL11). Gene Ontology annotation, molecular function: structural constituent of ribosome; large ribosomal subunit rRNA binding. Gene Ontology annotation, cellular component: mitochondrial large ribosomal subunit; ribosome. The record is from RefSeq and is a predicted model, not a curated record. Gene Ontology annotation, biological process: translation. Bases 137 to 727 code for a protein of 196 amino acids. Lineage: Eukaryota; Metazoa; Arthropoda; Insecta; Hemiptera; Cicadellidae. The transcript has 3 exons.
AUUCCUAUGCUCUAUUCCUUCCUUUUCACAAAUUUCUACUUGGGUUACGAAGUGAGGUUAUGUUUCUAUGUUGUAUUACGAUUUAAAACUAUCGUGUAUAUUUUAGUGUUUCAGGAGCUAUAUUUCAAUUUUUAAAAUGGCUAAAGUAGCAGGAAAAAUGAGAAAUCUCAAGAAGGUUGUUGAGAAAAUUGAACACAAUCCUAAGAUGAGAACUACCGUUCCUGCAGGAAAAGCUUCUCCCAACCCUCCUUUCGGGCCAAUGUUAGGUCAGAGAGGGUUGAAUAUCGCUGCUGUUGUCAAGGACUUCAAUGAAAAGACUAAGGAUAUGAAGCCUGGUAUUCCCUUGCCAACGCGGGUCUACACCAACCCAGACCGAAGCUACAGGUUGGUUAUACACAAACCAACAAGCAUGUACUAUUUAAUGCAGGCUGCAGGCAUUCAGCGAGCAGCGAUGCAUCCAGGAAAAGAAGUUGCUGGAAAGGUAACUUUGAAACAUGUGUAUGAAAUUGCGAAAAUUAAAAUGGAAGACCCGCCUAAUGCUUUGAAAAGUAUGGAGUAUAUGUGCAAACAAAUCAUAAAAACCGCUCAUAGCAUGGGUAUAGAAGUUGUGAAGACAUUAGAUCCUGAAGAAUACCAGAAAUUCCUGGAUGAGAGGCGAGAAAUUGUAGCACAGCAGAGGAAGGAAUUGGAUGAGAAGAAAGAAGCAAAAUUGUUAAGAACUGGUUAAUGUGCUAUUAAUUAAGUAAAUUAGUUUUGUAAAUAUUGUUGAAAAGUGUCUUGUAAAUAAAUGUAGGAAUUAUACUAAACGUU